Molecule: messenger RNA, 2339 nt
Organism: Patiria miniata (bat star)
Lineage: Eukaryota; Metazoa; Echinodermata; Asteroidea; Valvatida; Asterinidae
Product: DAP3-binding cell death enhancer 1-like
Exons: 9
Coding region: 112-1872 (586 amino acids)
Molecular function (GO): protein binding
Source: RefSeq, a predicted model, not a curated record
ACAGUUGUAACUUUCCGUAUGUGUAACCUGUAGGCCGUUUUCCGAUCGGAAGGUGAAACUUGGCCUAAAAAGGAACAAUUUUUGUGAUAAAAUGAGUGAAAAAAACUGAAGAUGAUGUGCAGGCUUCUUCAAAGCAUACCUAGAGGAUUGCGUCACAAGGCUCAAGCCAAUGCGACCCAUCCCCCCUGGACUGGGAAUGGCAGCCAGCAGAGCCGGCGUCAGGAGGAAAACGUCCGCAAUGAGCUGGUCUCAGCCCCCUUGAGUAGUGACGCAUCGCAAGCAUCUGACAAAAGGUCAGCCCAACCAUUGCAGCACAGCAGGAGCCUAUUGGGACUCACUCACUGGAAGUGGGAAGAUGGGUGGAGAAGCUUCACGGGUAACGGACAGUGGGAUUCCUUCAAGAAGAGAGGCAGCAGCUACACAUCGCAUGAUGCCCUCGAAUGGGGUACAGCCCUUGUAUUCAGUCUUCAUCUCUGUCGAGUCCUGACAGCAUCAACCCUUCCAGAAGACAGCAGUGGAGGAAAGAAGCAGAUCCUUGCGUCGGUGGCAGACAGAUUGCCAGGAUUGUGGCGCAAGCACGUCAGCCCUUUGAGCCUCCUCAGUCAUGACGAAGGAAAGAAGACAAAACCCAAACAAGAUGAAAAUCAUCAUAAGCCCGAUAUUCCUGAAUCGACUCCUGCGACACCGCUAACGGCUGCUGUCGCUCAGCUCCAGGCCGUGACCAACCAGAGCUUGGGCCAGGCUUACAACAGCUUGGGUGUGAAGAAGGCCCAGUCAGGACGCCUGGAGGAGGCAGUCAGUCACUUUGCCGAGGGUUGCAAGGUUGGCUUCAGCAAGGCUACCUUCAACUUGGCCGUGUGUUAUGAACAGGGCAAGGGAGUGGCUCAAGAUCUUGAAAAGGCAGCAGAUCUGUACAAGAAAGCUACAGCCCAGGGUCACCCACUGGCCAAUUUCAACCUGGGGGUGUUUCACAUGACGGGCAAGGGAGGCUUGCCACAAGAUACAUCCCUUGCAUUGGAGUUGAUUGGUUCGGCAGCGGCAGCAGGUGUCACACAGGCAAACAGAUACCUUGGUAUUCAUUUCCUUGAAAACAAGGACAACAGAGAUGAGGAAAAAGCAGCCACAUGUCUUCAGAAAGCUGUUGAGAAACAGGACACUGAUGCACAGUACUAUCUUGGGCUCUGCUACGAACACGGCUGGGGUGUGGCCACAAAUGGCGCCAAGGCAGUUUCACUCUACCACAAGGCAGCUCUGAAAGACCACCCAGAGGCCCUCUAUAGUCUGGCAAAGUGCCAUGAACUUGGCAUUGGGGGAUUGCCAGUCAACAGAGAGUCAGCUUUACAGUUUAACGAACAGGCAAGCAACCUGGGUCAUCUACGAGCUUCAGAAUCUAUGGAGCAAUUACUAUGCAAUCCCACUUCUGACACCACCAAAGCGCCACAGAUUGCCAUCCAUACGGGGGCAACUGAGACAUCAACAAGAGACCACGAUAGCUCAAAGAUACUGCAGGCACAUGGGUCAGUGGAGAAUAACAACAAAUCGUUGCACGUGUCCAUCUCAGCUCCUAGUCUUGGACACAAUGAGGGGAAAGCCGUUCAGGCCCCAAGAAAGGACAGUAUGGGGCAACAGUUUUCAUACAGAAAUAGCAAGGUCUCUUUAUCACACCUGAAUCUACUCCUUCCAUACUACUUCAGUCUGCCUUCCAUACCAUCUCUGGCAGGUGCGGUGACUAAUGCAGGUCAGAGUUCAAAGGUCAGUUUUCAGGUCGGAGAUGACGAGAAUGCCGAAGAGGAGGAUAAAGCAGACAGUGCAGCAUAUGGAUUUGUUGACAAUAGAUUUCAUGCCGCAACUCCGUGGCUCACUGUGACUUGAUCUACGUCACUCCAAAAAUCAUGUAUAUUUGAAACGCACAAUGGACUAAUGUGUAUAGUACUUCUCAACAGCAAGAUUCAUAACUUAAAGUUGCAGGUGGAGGGUGCUGUUUUAUUGUCAUUAGAACAGUUUUGUUUUAAUGGAUCGCAUAUUGUGAUUCAAAAGAACACUUCACAUUACAACCUGUACUUGAAAUGUAUGCUUUUGAAGAUGAUACUCACUUUUGCAGUGAAUUUUAAUUUCUAUUUAACUGAUGCUGUGCAUUUUUGUAUUAUUUAUAUGCCAUUUGUAUUACAAACCAGGCUCAUCCAACAGUGGGUGUGUUAUGCGUACAUUAGUGAAAUAAGAACGUACGUAUUAGUCCUUAUUUUGUAUAAAUAUCCCUCACUGUAUUUCGUACAAUAUAAAUUGUAUUUAAGGGCAUAAAAUAGCCUCAUAAUUCAUAAUGAACAAAGAAACAAAAAUGU